Heterotrigona itama is the source of this 662-nucleotide messenger RNA. Lineage: Eukaryota; Metazoa; Arthropoda; Insecta; Hymenoptera; Apidae. The record is from the annotation of a GenBank genome assembly.
AUGCAAUAUAACAUCAAAUGUUCAAAAAAUAAUGCCGCUAGUACAGCAGAAACACUUGGAAAUUGGGGCUUUUGUAACAAAAUUUCAAGUUCUGGUCAAGAAGUUAAACGUUUAAGAUGUCUCUUUAAUCAGAUGGAUUGUUUGAAAACUAGGAAACCAAUGACGUGUAUAAAAUAUAAUUGUUUAUAUGAUCCAGAGGCGUGGUAUAUAAAAUCUAGUCCUGAAGAAUAUAAACCGAUUUGGACCGUAUCUACAAGAAGGCCCCUUAUCACAUAUAGUUCUACUGCUGAUAUAAUAAUGACAUCAAAUUUAAAUAACAUUGGAUCGGAUUUACUUUAUCCUAUUCCAGGGAGAAGUUAUUUAUUACAGGGUACUAUGUUGGUCGCUACUUGGACAACAAUUGAAGUGUCGGGGCUAUACAAAAAACACUUAGAAACAUUUGUACAUUACACGGAAUGUUCUGAAUUUAAACAACAAAACAUUGAGAGUUACAAGAAUUCGAAAAUCCAGCGAAGUUUUGUUUCACGGAUUUGGAAUUAGAAAUACACAUUGUUUUGACUAUAAUGAAGUUGUCUGAAAAUGUUCGUGUAAAAAACAUUUGUGCUUAUACCACUUAUAACUUCUUCAAGGGAUACCACUACUGCAAAGAUUACAUUGAAUGA